Messenger RNA from Eurytemora carolleeae, 1607 nucleotides. Its product is annotated as protein 60A. Gene Ontology annotation, biological process: SMAD protein signal transduction; BMP signaling pathway. Bases 40 to 495 code for a protein of 151 amino acids. Gene Ontology annotation, cellular component: extracellular region. The transcript is spliced from 7 exons. NCBI's taxonomy places the organism in Eukaryota, Metazoa, Arthropoda, Copepoda, Calanoida, Temoridae. The record is from RefSeq and is a predicted model, not a curated record. Gene Ontology annotation, molecular function: growth factor activity; cytokine activity.
CUGGUAUUUAAAGAUUGCAAAAUCUAUAAUAAUAAAAACAUGAAACAUCCCUGGUUCGUAUUUUCCUCUUGGUUCAGUAUUCUUCUCACAGUUUCUUACAUCACCAAGGAAGUAAAUUGUGCAAGAACAUUUCAAGGUCCAGUUCAGGAAUUGGAUAUCCUAGACCUGCUGGAAACCCCAGAUGCUUGCCGACUCCAAACUGUGGAGGUAAAUUUCCACGAUGUAGGUUGGAAGCAUAUAGAUUCACCCAAGCAGAUCAGUUUUGGCUACUGCACUGGAACCUGUAAAGUAGGAAGUCCAACUUCAACCUCUGCAGGACAAUUGCUUCAGAAGUUGGUUCGGUUUGGUUUGGUUGACGUGCAGGCGCCAUGUUGCUCGGCCACGAGGCUGGAACCACUUCCUGUUCUUGUUACAACACUGCGUAAUUCAACACACAGAGGACUGGAGAUACUGGAAAUUCCUGAUCUAAUAAUAACUGAAUGUGGAUGUGUAUGAGAUAUUAACUUACUCCAUAGCAAGAAUUCCAAGAGAAAGCUUCAACAAUUUGUUCAAAAACUAGUGUACUGCACUAUAAAUCAUGUAUUCCCCCUGAAUAUACAGUACGGUACAAGCAUGAAGCAAGCGUUAAUUUUAGAAUUUUUGGAAGUAAUAUUUUUUGGUUUUUCAAAAAUAUAAUAUUUGGUAGCAUGUGGAUUAAAAAGAAAGUAUUUUCUUUUAAAUUUGAAAUUAAAAAUUCCUAGUUUAGGCGACUGUACACCUGAGCAUUGAUAUUUUUUUCUAAAUAAGAUAUAUUGAAGCAAUUUUGUCAACCAAAGUACUUAUAAGUUCUAAAAACUAUACUUGUGUCAUUUAAUAAUUCUGAAUUCACAAAAAAAUUAAGAGGUUUUGUGGUUUUUAGCACCCAUGGACUCAAGGAAACAAGGGUUUUUGCAUCAUCUCAUUUUUAAAUUUGACGUUAAAUUCUCAUAUUUAUUACUGUUCUAAGCUAAAGUUUAAAGGGAUUGAUCUCUUAUUGAAAUAUUGGCUAACCACACUCAAAUCAUGCAAAUUUGAAACUAAGCUGUUCCAACCUUUACGAUCCUAGUUUGUACUUCCCCACCCGGUACACCAAUUACAGUAGACAGGCCUAGCUGGUGGUGCAACGAAGUUGAGGGGUAGUCUGACUUUAGUCUGCAGCUGGUUAAAUUUACAAUCACUGAGGGGUAAAUUUUGUGUGUAAUAUCCCAAUAUCAGGUAUUGAUUAAAAUUAAGAUUAUCUUAUCACCACAAGACUAUGUACGCUAAUAAUACUUGCUAAAGGGACAUUUUGGAUCAAUAAAAUUGGCAAAAUUUUGCUCAAAAUUGGGGCUUAAUUUUAAACAGAAAAAAAUGAAACCUUGAAAUUGAGAAAAAAUUAUGCCACUGCGUCACAGUGAUCCAAAGAUAAUUCUUACGCAAAAAUCGAUACGAAUUUUUCCAGGUUUUUCUUCAAAAAUAAAUCUAAAACAAGUAAUUAAAUUCUAAAAAGUAAGUAAAAAUGUUGGAGAUAAAUAGUUUUCAGAUUUGUAAGUUUUGAUAAAACUUUUAUUUUCAAAAUUGUAUUAAAAAUUAAAUAUAAAGUGUUUAAG